GUGAUUAUUUCCUACAUGUUCAAUGAAAUUUUGUACAUAAUCCUUGUAGCUUGCGUGUUGGAUUCUCCAUCGUCCUACUUUCCAAAUUCAGCCUUGUUGCCUUCAUUGCCGGUGACGAUUGACGCUGGUGUUCACAAGAUCUGUGAGUCCACCUCGUACCCUGUUGAAUGCAUGGACUCCCUCCUUCCACACAUUAGCGGAUAUGACUCCUUGGAUGUCAUCUCUGCUGUCAAGUUUCAGAUGGAAGCCUUCAGCAAAGCAAUCGAACAAGCAAUCGCUAAUGCCACAAAUUUGAAGGAUCCUUCAACAGAUAAAAUGAUUGCCAACAUCCUUGAUGCCUGCGUUGAGAGUUAUACAGAUUCACAAGACAGCCUCAAGAAGGCAUGGGAAGCCAUUGCUGCUCAUGACAUUGGCACCUUGAUGAACAGUGAGCUUAGCGCGGCUUUGACUGGGAUUUCUACUUGCGGUCUUUGAGGAGUUGCAAGUACCCGGAUUGAAGGCGCCGGUGUGGGAGAUUGAUCAGAAGCUGCUGAAGUUGGCAGGCAACUGCUUGGCCAUUGGUAAACUCCUCCAAUGGAUAGAUAACUUACCUUAAGAAGAUUAAAGUAUGAUUGCUGAGAAAAAUACAUUAAAUGUACCCAUUCUUUUGUGAACAUAUGCAUAAAAAGAAGAAGCUUUAAGCAAUGACUUCAUUAAAAAUAAAAAA
Molecule: messenger RNA, 706 nt
Organism: Tripterygium wilfordii
Lineage: Eukaryota; Viridiplantae; Streptophyta; Magnoliopsida; Celastrales; Celastraceae
Exons: 2
Coding region: 16-474 (152 amino acids)
Molecular function (GO): enzyme inhibitor activity
Source: RefSeq, a predicted model, not a curated record